GCUCCUUUCUCCUUCAGCUCUGCCUCCUUAACACCCUGACCUUGCCCAAGAGGAGGAAGAAAUGACCAGUUUCCAGGAAUCUGUUACAUUCAAGGAUGUAGCCAUGGACUUCACUGAGGAGGAGUGGGAGCAACUAGGCCCUGCGCAAAGGGCCCUAUACAGAGAGGUGAUGCUGGAGAUCUAUGGUAACCUGGUCUUAGUGGGAAGGAAACUUUAUGACUGUGCUGAGUGUGGUAAGAGCUUCAGUCGGAGCACAGAUCUUCGCUAUCACCAGAGAAUUCACACAGGAGAGAAACCUUUUGUAUGUGAUACCUGUGGCAAGGGCUUCAGUUAUAACACAAACCUUCGUGUCCAUCAGAGAGUUCAUACAGGAGAGAAGCCUUUUCAGUGUGAGGAGUGUGGCAAGGGAUUCAAACAGAGCUCCAAUCUUCGCAUUCACCAGAGAGUCCACACAGGAGAAAAACCUUUUGUGUGUGAUACAUGUGGCAAAAGCUUCAGUUGUAACACAAAUCUCCGCGUUCAUCAGAGAGUCCAUACAGGAGAGAAACCUUUUAAGUGUAAAGAGUGUGGAAAAGGCUUCCAUCAGAGCUCUAAUCUUCGCAUUCACCGAAGAGUCCACACUGGAGAGAAAACUCUACAAAUGUGAGAAGUGUGGUAAAGGCUUUAGUAAGAGCAUAUACCUUCAAGUGCAUCACAGAGUUCACACAAGAGAAACUGUUUAAAUGGGAAGUAUGUAGCAAGCGCUUCAGUUAAACCACAAACCUUUAUAUUCAUCAGAAAGUCCACACAGGAGAGAAACCUUUACUUUUGAAGAGUGUGGUGAGGACUUCAAUCGGAGCUGCAACCUUCACGUUUUCCAGAGUGUGAAACUGGAGAAAAACUCUACAAAUGUGAUGUGUGUGAUAAGGGCUUCAGUCAGAGCAUAGGCUUUGAGUUCAUCAAAGGGUGGUAAGGGCUUCAUAAAGAGCACUAAGCAAGUCUACUCAGGAGAGGAAUGUUACAAAUGGAGUGUGAUAAGAGUCUCACUUGAAACACAGACCUUCCAUAUCAUCAGAAUCCACAGACAAGAAAAAACAUUCAAAUGCAAUACAUGUCGUAAGGGCUCCAGUUAUAACGAGUCUUCAGGUUCAUCAGAGGUGGGCUCAAGUCUUUGCAUCCAUCAGAUUCCACAUGGAAGAAAAACCCUGCAGGUGUGCAGAGUGUGGUAAGAACUUCAGCUGGAGCACAAAUCUCUUCCUUCACCAGAGAGUCUGUGUCUCCACUAGACUCUGAGCUCCAGGAGAGUACACUACUUAGGCUUUGCUCACUAUUGUAUCUUCAGCUCCUAAGGUAGUACCUGGCACAGAGUAGCCGCUCAGCAAAUACUUGUUGAAUGAGAAUCCAUGUGGGAGAGGUCCCCUAUUCAUAUUACAUGUGUGGUAGUGGCUUCAGAGUCUACACAUUGAAACCUUUUAAGAAUAUGUGGUGAAAAUUCCAUCAGAUUACAGUUUUCAUCUUCAGGAGAGAAAGCCUGUUAACUUGAUAAGUAUACCAGUGGACUUAAUCAGAGAGAAAUAGUCAUAUUAUUAAAUCAGUAUAGUAAAUUUAAAAUUACGUAUCUUUAACAUAAGACAAUCCACGGGAGGAAGCCAAAAAGCUGGGUCAAACGUAAGAAACAUUCUAGUCAAAACUCCUACAUUAAAACAUAUAUCUAAUUGCUAUUCAGGGAGAAAAAAAUCCUGUGAAUGCUUUAAAUGAAAUUAUGUGUCUGACUCUGGACCCAGUACCUUUGCAUAAGGUUGGCUCAGCCAGAAUCUGGUAGCAGUAGGUAUUCUUUUGUUUUAUAUUUCAUCUCAAAGAGGCGUAUGUUGGCCUCAACCAAUGAGUUAUCCAGGACCAGUGACUAACAGGGUCUUUCUUCUGGAGAAGACACCCCUUACCUUGCAAGGUGCCCAUGGCCCUAAUCUGCCUCCUUACCCAUCAUGUCACCAGGCUGUUGGAUGCCUCUCACCAUGGAUUAUAGAAAUCAUCAGAUAAGGCAUCUUCAGGAAAGAUGUCUGCAGAAGAGAUAGCUAAAGGAAGGGGCUGGGUCGGGGUAUAAGGAAGGGGAUUAGAAGAGAGGAAAGCAAAUCUGAAAGGAUGGGGAAUGG
Trichechus manatus latirostris (Florida manatee) is the source of this 2129-nucleotide messenger RNA. Its product is annotated as zinc finger protein 782-like. Gene Ontology annotation, biological process: regulation of DNA-templated transcription. Lineage: Eukaryota; Metazoa; Chordata; Mammalia; Sirenia; Trichechidae. The record is from RefSeq and is a predicted model, not a curated record. The transcript has 3 exons. Bases 62 to 646 code for a protein of 194 amino acids.